Molecule: messenger RNA, 1988 nt
Organism: Pseudovirgaria hyperparasitica
Lineage: Eukaryota; Fungi; Ascomycota; Dothideomycetes; Acrospermales; Acrospermaceae
Exons: 1
Coding region: 1-1986 (661 amino acids)
Cellular component (GO): nucleus
Source: RefSeq, a predicted model, not a curated record
AUGGCUACUAUCGCAGGACCAAGGGCUGCAACAUCUUUUGCCAGUCUGCAGUCUACGACGGGGUCUAACCGAAGUGCUGAUAGCUCCAAUGACUCGGGCAGCACCAAUGCUACUACUUCACGAAAGUUUCCACGCUACAGAGCUGUAUCAACUGGAAACGUUCAUAUUCCUGCAUGGGAGCCGUCCAAUUCUUGUCCCACCGCUGUUACCCUUGCACAGGCUAUCAGUUGGGAUACACGCGUCCAUGAGAGAUUGAGCAACAAAUGGGUCGACUCCAUCCCACCACUCAAACGUCUCGAUGCUUACACCUUGAUUGAGAGGCUUGUUUUGACAUUGAAUAAUCCAGCAUACAUCCCCUACCCAACGGUACACGAUCCCAUCAUCAUUGCUAUUGACCUCGAGCACUUUCCAGUGCGUGAAGACCGGCAGACAGAGGUCGGACUAGCUAUACUAGACACAGCAACAAUCAAAGGAACAACACCCGGUCCAUAUGCAGACUAUUGGAUCCAACAAGUCCGAGCACGCCACUUGCGAGUCUGGGAGACUGGUACUUGGAUCACAUAUGCGAAGAACAAAGCUACCGGAGAACGUCUCUGGGCUGGCAACAAAUUCCAAUUCGGCACUUCCGAAUGGCGCCAGGUCCCUGACAUAUACAAGGAGAUUGAAGAAGUGUUACGCGUCAGUAUCCAGGGCAGAAAUCGUCCCGUCAUUCUCGUCUCCCACCACUGGUCCCAGCAAGAGCAGUUCCUCUCCAACCUCUUCGUCGACCAAGGCCACCUCCUCAAACGCUUCCGUCUCACAGACUUCGGCUCGAUUGCCUCCGUCAUCGACACAGAGUCCUUAGUCUCCAGCAUAGGUACCCCCAGAGUUGACCUCUCCGGCGCCCUGCACAUGAAAGGCUACAGCGAGUUGAUCCGCCACAACGCUGGUAACGACGCAAUGUACACGAUGAUCCUGCUCCUCCGCCUGGCAACCGAUACAACGAUGCCCCCUAAUCGUCACGCAGCACAACAGUACCUGAUCCGUCACACUCCCCAGGAACUCCUCCGCCGCCUCGUGCUCCAGCGCCUCAAAUACCGCAUCCCCCUGAACGACGGCCGCUGCUCUGCCUGUGGUCGUCUCGGUCACUCCGACGUCCACUGCGUCUGGCUCAACUGCUGCGCCGCCUGUGGAAAGAACGGCUUCUGCGCCCAUCGCCCAAAGCCAAAGGACGGACACGCUCAUAGCCCUGUUCCGCCCUCGCGCCCAAACUAUGGCCUGCACAUCACAAACAACAACCACAACAACGCAAACCACAUGAAUAACAACAACAACCACAACAACCUAAACCACAUGAACCACAACAACAGCAACAUAAACCACAUCAACAACAUCCACAAAAUGAACACCAUCAUCACCUCCCACCGCAGAACCACCCAAGACAACCACCACACCGUUCCUGCCCCUCCACCCCGCUCCGCUCCACUCCACCACCUCCCUCCCUCCCCACUCCCCCUUCCUCCACCAGCACCCACACCAACAGCAACCCCGAAACCGAACCCGAACCCGAAACCCACACCCACACACGCCCAAAUCCACACCACUACCACACCAACCACACCAACAACAACAACAACAAAAGACCUCCGCGCCGAAGCACCCAUAUUCCGCCCAACCACCACGACCACCUCACACCAAAAGCACCACCCCCCAACCCCCCAACACCGCCGCCUCCCACCCUCCCACACCGCCGCCCCCCCUUCCCAAUCACCACCACGACCCCUAAGCCCACGCACCCGCCUCCAGAACCACGCCGCCGCCCUACGCGCCAAAGUGCUCAUCGAGCGACGCAUCACGAUGCAGCGCCCGGCCUUUGCCGAGAGCGUGACGGAGCCGAACGAGGCGUGGGGCGCGCCAGAGGGGGGCUAUAAUGCGUGUUUGCGGCAUGUCGAGGUGGAUCAUCAGGUGCGGUUUUGUCCGCGGCGGAGGGAGAAUUAUGGGUGGUGAGG